GGAUAUUAAACGUCCUUGACCUUAGAGUCACAUUGCUAGCUCUUAACUUUCUUAGACAUACAACUGUAAUAAUAAGCCGGCUUGAAAAUGUCGUUUGAUAUGCCAACGAAAUCCAACAAUGUGGAUCACGAAAUGCAACAAUUUCUAAUGGCUGAACAACAAAAGGCUCAAAUCCAGCAACAACUUCAUGCUCUUACCGAUGUUUGUUGGGAAAAAUGUAUGGACAAACCACGCGACAAAUUGGAUUAUAGAACGGAGAGUUGCAUUUCAAAUUGUGUAGAAAGAUUUAUGGAUACUACAAAGGCUAUUGGUGUUCGUUUGCAGCAGAAGUAUAAAGAAAUGUAA
Molecule: messenger RNA, 345 nt
Organism: Dimorphilus gyrociliatus
Lineage: Eukaryota; Metazoa; Annelida; Polychaeta; Dinophilidae
Source: the annotation of a GenBank genome assembly